CCCAUUUGAAAAGAUAGCGAGGAGGAGGAGGAGGAGGAGAGGCAGCAGGAAACCCAGCCCACCCUUUGGCUUCCUCCUGCCUCCUUCUAAAACCUGCAGACUCCUCCAGCCUGUCCAAGCGCCUGAAGUUCCCUCAGCCCUGCUGCCGGACUGCGAGGGUCUGCUGAAAGAUGAGGGCCUGGAUCUUUUUCCUUCUCUGCCUGGCAGGCAAAGCCCUGGCAGCUCCGCAGGAGGCUCUGCCCGAUGAGACAGAGGUCAUCGAAGAUCCCACCACAGAGGAGCCCGUGGGGGCUAACCCUGUCCAGGUGGAGGUGGGAGAGUUCGAGGAACCCACUGAGGAUGUAGAGGAGAUUGUUGCAGAGAAUCCCUGCCAGAACCACCACUGCAAGCAUGGCAAGGUGUGCGAGGUGGAUGACAACAACUCUCCCAUGUGUGUGUGCCAGGACCCCUCCAGCUGCCCAGCCACUGCCGGCGUCUUCGAGAAGGUCUGCGGCACUGACAACAAGACCUACGACUCCUCCUGCCAUUUCUUUGCCACCAAGUGCACCUUGGAGGGAACAAAGAAGGGACACAAACUGCACCUGGACUACAUUGGGCCUUGCAAAUUCAUCCCUGCCUGCCUGGACACAGAGCUGACAGAGUUCCCCCUCCGCAUGCGGGACUGGCUCAAGAACGUGCUGAUCACCCUGUACGAGCGCGAUGAGGACAACAACCUGCUGACCGAGAAGCAGAAGCUCAAGGUGAAGAAGAUCCAUGAGAACGAGAAGCGCCUGGAGGCUGGUGACCACACCGUGGAGCUGCUGGCCCGUGACUUUGAGAAGAACUACAACAUGUACAUCUUCCCCGUGCACUGGCAGUUCGGGCAGCUGGACCAGCACCCCAUCGAUGGGUACCUGUCCCACACUGAGCUGGCCCCGCUCCGUGCCCCCCUCAUCCCCAUGGAGCACUGCACCACCCGCUUCUUUGAGGCUUGUGACCUGGACAAUGACAAGUACAUCGCCCUGGAGGAGUGGGCCAGCUGCUUCGGCAUUAAGGAGCAGGACAUUGACAAGGAUCUUGUGAUCUAAACCCCCGGCUUCCUUCUCUGCUGCCAACUUAGUCUUAUUUUAACCUUCCCACUUCCUUUGGUUUUUAAACUGCUUUUGUUUUGUUUUGUUUUUCCCUGGGAACAAGGUGCUAAUAUAGACCUAAACAUAUGUAGUAAUGGUGCUAAGAGAAAUAACAGUCCUCAUUCAUAGACUAUUACCACUAGAUUACUCACUCCAAAAGCUUUCACCAGCUCUUUCUCUCUCCAACAUGUCUUUACCAUUGACUGACGCUGUUCAUGUCCUAAAUAUCCUCUCUGUCUCAGUAUCUGCUCUCAGACUGACUUCUCUUAACAUCUCACUAACAGCACAUUCUUGGACACAUCUGCAUAGACACAAAGACCUC
Molecule: messenger RNA, 1431 nt
Organism: Nestor notabilis (Kea)
Lineage: Eukaryota; Metazoa; Chordata; Aves; Psittaciformes; Psittacidae
Gene: SPARC
Product: secreted protein, acidic, cysteine-rich (osteonectin)
Exons: 10
Coding region: 171-1067 (298 amino acids)
Biological process (GO): anatomical structure development
Molecular function (GO): collagen binding; protein binding; extracellular matrix binding
Source: RefSeq, a predicted model, not a curated record